UUUUAGAAAAUACGUUAAACUUUGUACGUUUUUCAGUGAAUUUUAGAAUGCCAAACUGGUACUAUGAAAAGAAGGACCUUCGUAAUACACCGUCUAUUCAAGAUGGAAUUGAUUUUGACACGGAACGGCGCUACCGGAAAGAAGGUGCGCGAUUUAUUAUGCAAACUGGAACAACCAUGGGAUUAGGGCAUAAUACUGUCGCAACCGGCGUUGUUUAUUUUCAUCGUUUCUACAUGUUUCACUCAUUUAAAACUUUUCCACGUUACGUUACGGCUUGCUGCUGUUUGUUUCUGGCCGGUAAAGUAGAGGAAACACCGAAAAAAUGCAAGGACAUUAUAAAAACAGCUCGCUCACUUGACUUGCUUACGGAUCAGAAAUUUGUAUCGUUUGGCGAAGAUCCUAAAGAAGAAGUCAUGACACUUGAACGAAUCCUUCUGCAGACAAUCAAAUUUGAUUUGCAAGUAGAACAUCCUUAUUCAUUCCUUGUCAAAUACGCUAAGUGUCUGAAAGGUGAUAGCACUAAACUUCAAAAAAUGGUUCAGAUGGCUUGGAACUUCGUCAACGAUUCAUUGAGCACCACAGUAUCCCUUCAGUGGGAACCGGAAAUCAUUGCUGUUGCACUUAUAUACUUGGCGAGUAAGUUGAGCAAAUUCACCGUCUUAGAUUGGGUUGGCAAGCAACCGGAACAUUUGAAGUGGUGGGACAUGUUUGUCCAAGACGUCACCAUGGAAAUACUGGAAGAUAUUUGUCACCAAGUAUUAGACCUCUAUCAACAGCCAAAUAAUGAAAGUCCACCCGACAGUCCACCGCAGUUACCUCCUAGCAAAGCAUCACCACCCGCUAAGCGAGCCAAUAUUUCACCAAUAGCGAAUAAAAAUUCGCCGACGAUAGGAAACACUCCCGUGAAGACGGCGCCUGCUGUACCUCCUGUGGUGACAGAGAUGGAAGCCAAUCCUAUUCCAAAACAUAUCACGACGGAUAAUACCCAGCAUAGUAGCUUCGGGAAUUACCCUAUUUAUCCGAUCCAUCAAGGACCUCCACCAUCGGGUCAAUUGCAUGUGAGUGGUCCCUCAAGUAGUUAUAACUCAAGCGUUCCUCCUCCUGGUCCACCUCAACCAACUGGUGGUCAAUCGUGGCAGCCUUUUUCUCACCAACAUACAAACAACUACUACCCAUCUGGUUCAGGCGCUAACAGAAAUAAUUAUUAUCCGCAACAAUGAGUUAUCUGCAUACAUAAGGAUUGGAAAUAAAAUAUG
Messenger RNA from Sabethes cyaneus, 1256 nucleotides. Its product is annotated as cyclin-K. Gene Ontology annotation, molecular function: cyclin-dependent protein serine/threonine kinase activator activity. The record is from RefSeq and is a predicted model, not a curated record. Gene Ontology annotation, cellular component: cyclin/CDK positive transcription elongation factor complex; nucleus. The coding region runs from base 48 to 1220 and encodes 390 amino acids. NCBI's taxonomy places the organism in Eukaryota, Metazoa, Arthropoda, Insecta, Diptera, Culicidae. Gene Ontology annotation, biological process: positive regulation of DNA-templated transcription, elongation; regulation of transcription by RNA polymerase II. The transcript has 2 exons.